GCGGACUGCAUCAACCAGUCGCGCGGUCGCGCUCACAUAAGAAACUGGGAUUCGAGAGGCCGACCCCCUUCUCGAGUCAGCGCGCGGUUCCGCAAAAGCGGAAGGAAGCGAACGCGACGGUUACCGGCGAGCGGUGUACGUCGCGCGGUCGUCGCGAGGUCGCACUCGUUACGCGUCUAAUAAAGCAAGAAGACACGCACGUGCAACGUGGUAGAAGAAAUUAUCCGCGCUCUACCAAGGCUCAAACUCGACUGACCGAACGUUUACCCCCACCACUACGAGCUAGCGAGCGAAGCGAGUCGCGCGCGCGAACGUCGUCCACGAUUCACGAGGGGGCCUCAUCGUAGGGCCCGUCGAAUCGGGCCCCAGCGCAGGGUCCGUCGGUGCCCAUCGGCUACCCUCGGCUGCACUCCGACGACGGUCGCGUCAUUCACGCCGAUGAUGAAGAGAGGGGGGCCGCGCGGCCUCCUCAACGAGUUCUAUGAAUACGCCACGAGGAUGACGCCGCCGGAAAUAACGGAGGCUUAAGGGGAUGUUACUCGAUGCCACUUCGCGCCACCGAGGAAGAUGUUUCUGCUCCUUUCAAUGCUUCCUCUUCUUCCUCCUCUUCUUCCUGGCGACGGAGAGAUCCGACCAGGUGGAGGAAGGCGAGUUCCAGGGGGAGGAUGCUUCGUGUUCUCAUUGAGGGACAAAUCUUAACGAAGAGGAAGUAGCAUCGAUGUUAAUGUCACGAAAACGGGAGAGAUCCCAGAUGAUCAACCAAAGUUCCUAUUUUUCACGUGUUUUAGCCCAAAGAUUAGAAAAUUAAGGGAGCGAGAUUUAGAGAGAAUUAAGGGAGGCCGAAAGAGAGAGAGAGAGAAAAGAGAGAGAGAGAGAGAGAGAGAGUAAGAAUGGAAAAGAAGAUCGAGAUGACGCACGUCGAAACCUCGUGUCUGCGACGAGAAUGGAGCCUCCCGCGCUAAUUAACCAGCCAAUUAGAAAGCCCGCGGCCAUGCGUAAUGAGCUGCGCGCGCAAAAGUUCCUAAAUGCAACGCGGUCUUUUUUCCUUCGAAUUCGCGCCGGUCACGAAGCACGCGGCGCCCACUAAUAAUAUAAAUUUAGAUAUACUAAGAAAACGAAAACCUCCUCCUCGGCCGUAUUGAUUACGACCACGUUCGAGAUUACGAGAGUGUGAUCGAAGCGGCGGAGAGCAGGUGGAGGAUAAGGAGCGCUUUAGUCCUUGAUACUAGUCCGCUAACAAUCAUAGUGAUAGUAUAAUACCGCUAGGGAUUAAUUGUACAACAGCGAAGAGCGCCUUCUCUGCCGAGACGAGAUAGGGAGAAGGUGGAAUAAAUAAGCAACGUACUUGUGUCUUAUGGCGUCCGAUUACGCCAACAGGCAAUAAAAAAAUAAAAAAAUACGAGAGAGACUGGAGGCGCGUACGAAGACGAGACGCGUCGAGGAGAGACGCGUUAUCCCUGUAUCCUGCCCCGCGCAUAGAACCACGGUGCGCGGAAGGGAAUCUAUCUUUUUCCUUUUUUUUUGGGACAGCAUGGAAUCUGCGGAUGGACACGCUCGACUUCGGAAACCGACCUUGCAGCUCUUUAAGCAGUUUUUAACCGUACAUUAAUGUGCCACGUGGGCUCUUGAAGCAAUUUCACAGACCGCGCGCGCCGCGCGGUGUUUUUAUCCUCUUAACCGAGUACGAAGUAACUAAAUAAAAUAUAUAGAAGGAUUACGGAAUAUAUAUAUAUAAACAAAUAAAUAAAUAAAUAUAUAUAUAUAUACACAAUUUAAGAACCCCUAUUUAAUUAUAUAUUCCUAUAUACAUAUACAAGGAACACAUGUACAGGUAUUUUACUAGGUCCUUACGAUUUUGAAACUAACCUUCGUUGAAAAAAAGAAGAGAGGCGAAAAGCGAGAUUCGCAGGAGACCAAAGAAAAGGGGUGCUUUUCGUGCGCUUCGAAAGCCAGAAAGAUAUUUUUCACUGUGUCGAAACAGUGUAACGAGAACGGCUAAUAAAAUGUCCACGAUGAGUGUCGUCUCGAACUCUUCCGUCGAAGUGGACUCGGAUUCCUCUAACGACGUGUCGAGCAAGGACGAAAGCAGUGCCGAAAGAAAGUUUAUUCUACGCAACGAGUUGUACAGUAGCUUGCUGGCGAGCGCGUUAGGCAAAACCGUGCUCAACAGGCAUCUCAAUUUCAAAGAGCAAGGGAUUAACUUCAAUCUAGCAUCCCUAAAGGACAACUUAAACGCGCUCGGUGCAUUGAAGGAGUUAAAGGACUUGAAGGGCUUGACCGUCAGCAGCGUGCCCGCCUUUCCGAGGAACUUGGCUCUUCAUCGGGAAGAUCACGAUGAGAAAAACUCAUUCGCGUGGUCGGAGGGUGGCGAGGAAGGUGGUGGCGGCGGCGGUGGAGGCGGCGGUGGAACGGGUGGGACCGGAACAGGUGGUACUGGCCCUGCGACCACCGGUGGUGGCGGACUGGCCCAUUGGGUCAGUGUUAUGGCGGAGCACAUUCACAAUCCGCACUCGGCUACUGGCGUCGGUGUUCACCAUCAACAACAAUCCCCACCUCAACCGCCUUACCCGUGGAACAAUGGCCUUUCCAGCGACCAAUGCGCCCCGCACGACAAGGAAAGCGACUACUGGGGUGGCGGCCGGGGCGCGAAACAAGGUUACGAGCACUUUCUGUUGCAGGCGAAAAUGAACGCGGACCAUGGUCAGCUGCAGAAAGGCGAUGAGCAGUAUCGGGGCGCUGGCGGCUCGAGCAGUGGAAGUCCACCGGCCAGUCUUUUGGUGGUUCCACAACCACUCACCGUGAAACCCUCCCACCCGUCGCAUCUCAAUUCCCAUCUCGGUGGACCACAUUCGCAUCCGCCGAGGAAGUAUCAAUGCAAGAUGUGUCCGCAGAUAUUCGGUAGCAAGGCGGAUCUGCAGCUCCACACGCAGAUUCACAUGCGCGAGGCGAAGCCGUACAAGUGCACGCAGUGCUCCAAAGCGUUCGCCAACUCUUCAUAUCUAUCGCAGCAUACGAGGAUCCACCUGGGCAUUAAGCCUUACCGUUGCGAGAUUUGUCAACGGAAGUUCACCCAGCUGAGCCAUCUACAGCAGCACAUCCGCACGCACACCGGCGAUAAGCCGUACAAGUGUCGGCAUCCUGGCUGCACGAAGGCGUUCAGCCAAUUGAGCAACCUACAGAGCCAUUCCCGAUGCCACCAGACCGACAAGCCGUACAAGUGUAACUCCUGUUACAAGUGCUUCUCCGACGAGCCGAGUCUGCUCGAGCACAUACCGAAGCACAAGGAGUCGAAGCACCUGAAGACGCACAUCUGCCAGUACUGUGGUAAGAGUUACACUCAGGAGACCUAUCUGGCAAAGCAUAUGCAGAAGCAUGCGGAGAGAACGGACAAGAGACCGCCGAUCAUCGGUACGGGCCUCAGGCCGUCGAUACACGCGAUGACCGCCCAUCAUCAGGAUCACUAUUGGUCCAAGGUCAGCCCGGACACGGUGAUCGGCGACCUGCACGAGAGGCUGCCGCACCAUCACACGGAGUACCAUCAGAAUCAGAACCCGGAGAUGCUGCUGCCGGGACAUGGGCAUCGUCCCGGCGAGUCUAUAGAGAACGACUCGAGGCAACAGACGCCUCAACCAGGAGCGAAUCAUCAUCCCAACAGCAGCUCGGCCUUCACGCCGAUAUCCUCGAUCUCGAUCAACUCGAUCUCCUCGAUGCAGCACCCACUAAAUCCGCUGAAUCAUCUACACUACGCUGGCACCCAUCAUCCGUCUCGGCCGUACCUCUACGAGGCGUUCAACACAACGCAAAAGUCGUCGCCUACGUCUUCGUCGUCCGGUGUGACGCCUGGCACUACCAGCAAUCAGAACGCCACGUCCUUCCCGAAUCAGCUGAUCAGCCUUCAUCAGAUUAGGAACUAUGCCCACCAACCGAAUCUCGGCAAUCUGGGCAAUCUGGGGAAUCUGGGGAAUCUGAGUAAUCUCAGUAAUCUCAGUGCCACGAUGGAGAGCCACGCGUUGCUAGGCGGUCUCAAGGAGAAGCAGUAAUUCUGCCUGGUCUUUGGAGAUUAACCUCGGAAAGCAUUCGCGCGCUCUCCGCCAACCUCCUUCUAUCCUUUUUCUUCUGCUUUCCGCGUGACAUCACGGUACGUCAUGACGCUGGCUCUUCAUCGCAGCUCAAUCGUUUUCUUCUCCGUGAUCUCUUUACCCGUCUAAUUUAUUCACCACAUUGGUGUACGUAAAUCCCUCGCGAUCGAAGCCCCUCCUUUGUGUCCUUCCUCUUGUACGCAUAAACAGGUAUGUAUGUAAGAAGGACAGGGUCUUGUCGUGAUCUUUUAGUAGAUUAAUGCGUGUGGAAACUAUCGCGGAAACGGAUAAGAAAUGCGAGAUGAGAUCGAUGUAUGCUCGAAGAUCGAGAUUACUUUACAUCUCAUAAAAGAUUAUCACGCUCUCCCUUUAUAUCACUUUAAUUUCUCCUUUUCUGCCUCCUUUUCUUUCUUUUAUCUAUGAUCCUUUUAAUUCCGUAUAUAAUAUAUACGACUCAAUUAGAUGCGCAUGCAUGUCUUACGUUAUCAUACAUGUAUGUAUAUAUAUUGGUCAAACUCAAGAAUCCAUUAUAUGCGGGAAGAAAAAACAGAUUCAUUUGAAUUAAAACCAUUCCAUUGGUUUGAUCGCCCAUUAAGAUUCGAAUUGAUAAUUGGUAAACCGAAGUUGAAAACUGUGGAAUUGACGAUUCCAACGUCUUUUUUUUUUUUAGUUGUCUAAUAAAGAUGCGUCCGAAUAUCUCGACUAUUAUUUAAGUUGAAGACACACUUAGAAUGUUUGAUUUUUACUAUUUGCGAUUUUUAAUAACGAAAGUGUUGAAACGCACACAUGUAUUAUUUCGCAGUACAGCCGUGUAACGCGUUGAAAAUCUUGGUUUACAUUCCUUGAUAAUAAGACUGACGUGACGUAGUUUCCUCGAAGUCUACGUCUUUACAUACUGGUCUAAUUAUUGAUGAUCGAUAUGAUUACUGAUCAACGAUCAUCAAGAACCAUUUUGUUGUUUUCUCGCAACUAAAAAUCUAAUCUUGUGUCAGUCGAGGAUACAAUCGAUUUACUCGACUAUUUCAGAUUUUUCUCCACGCUUUUCAGCGUGCUAAUCCUCGCCAAUAAUCAUGCGUGCCAAUUACGUGCUAGAAAGUUCCAUCAAUACGCAUUCGUCGCGAUAUAAUCCAUACGAUCUGACGCUGGCCGUUUAAAGCUGACAUUUGAAUGAUAAAGUGGAGCACGAUCAUGGAUUAACUUGUAUUCGAAUGGUGGACGAUAUACUUUCAUAAUGCUAGAAAGUAUACGACGAUGAACUGCGAGCCGGUUUCCUCUUCAGUUCAUCAGAAAAGAUUUUAGUUGCAAACAGAGAUCAGAAUCAUUUUCCGUUUAUAAAUGACCGAUGAUUUAUACUUUUACAAACAACUAUAUAGAGUAGAAAGUUUUUAAAUAAAUUUGCACUAAGUUAUAAGUUCUCUGACCAUUGUAACGACCAUUUUCAACAGGAUUCCUAUCUAGUAUUUCUUAUUAUUUUCUAACCUUAUCAAAUCGUUUUAGAUGAUCGAAAUUAUUUCAAUUAGAAUUUGCGAUUAUUAAAAGUUAGAAUUACAAUUGGAAUUGUACGGAAUUAUUACGUUAUUUCUACACAUUACGAAUACAAAAAAACAUUCAAAGUUUUAUCAUUAAUUGAUAUUCUUAGUUUCGAGAUUAAUUACGCAAUUAUUUUAUUAUUUUAUUCCUUUACUUUUUUUAGUUUCUUUUAUUCUUUUUGUUUCAUUUAUUCUUUCCCUUCAUUACCGUUUACAUUCCCAAUUUUCCCUAUUUUCCAUAAUACGAUUACAUGAAAAAUGUAAUUUUGCGUAGCUUGAUUAUAAAAUUAAAUCUCUCGUAACGCAUUGUGACCGCUAAGUUUUAAUUAAUUUAGAAUUUUGUCGCGAUUUAACAAGACAAAUCGUUGUUAUGAAAACAAGUAUAUUGGAAAGAAAUACAUAUACACGGAAUAUGCGGACUGAUAAGAUAAGGGAUUAUGCACACGUAUGAUAGGACAAGGUACAUGCGAAUAUUAUAUCUUGACGUACGCGGAAGAAAAUGGAUAGGCAGAUACACGAAAAAUGAGCGAAAAGUAUAUUUUUCGCAUUAUCGAAAAGACAUUCGCAAGAUUAUGCGAAGCGCCAGUAGUAACGAAGGGAAAAUCGUUAUAAAAAAACAAAACGCGAAGACUGGCAUAUAAAUAAAGAGAUACACGAAAAUCUCGUUUAGAAAUAUAUAUACGAACACAAAAAAAAAUUAUAUAUAUACGUAUAUAUAUUUUAUAAAAAUAUAUAUAUGUGUAUACAUAUGAAAGCAUCACGCACAUACUGUAAAAGAGCCGCACGGAGACCUCUUUGUAAAUAGGUGCUAUAUAAAUAAACAAAUAAGUAUAUUCAUGUAUUAAUUAAUAAAUUAAUAUAUGCAUAUACGUAUAUACAAAUGCAUAAAUAAAGAUAUAAUUAUUAUCAUCACCAGCGUCAUCUUUAUCAGCAUCAUUAUUGUCAUUUCGGUCAUUAUUAUAUUAUUUUUAUUUGCAUUAUUACUAUUAUUAUUAUUAUUAAUAUUAUUAUUAUUAUUAUUAUUAUAAAUUGAUUAAUAUUUUGAACGAUAUUUAGUAGGUGUGUAAGGUAAAGAAAAAAUCAGACUCUAAUAAUGAAGAUAUUCUAAGUACCUUUCCUAAUAUCUAAGUAAUCUUAUGUAUAAUCUGUUGCGUGCGUAUGCGUGUGCGCGUGAGGAAGAAAAAGAGGAGAAGGACGGAGGAAAAGAUAGAAAGAAAGGGAGAAAGAUGAACAUGUAUAUGCGACCAUUGUAGAUAAUUUGUUGUUACGGCGCUAGACGCGCUCUUCUUCGGGGUUCCCGCGUGACCAAUCGUUCAAUCGAGUUUACGUUGUUCGCAAAGAAUACAGAAAGUUUGAUCGUUCAAUUUUACAUUUUUAAUCCUACACAAAUUUCACUUUUAUUUCCACCACCGUCGGCGUAUAAUUUACGGCGAAGGGGUGUCAGCGGUGCCAAUUUAUUUCCGGUUUUUUAUUCGCGUCGAGAGAAUUGCGAUUUUAGUCGGCGAGAGAGAACCCCGUAGAGGUCACGUCCGCGCCUUACCUAUGCUCAAGUUGUUUAAAACUAUUACGUUGUUAUUAAGAAGAUGAUAGGACAAUGAAUGAGAGUAGGGGCGAGGGGUAAUAAAGCGUAUAGAAGAACGUUCGAAGUAGAUCCACUUCUUGCUGCGUGUAGCAGUCUCCUUUGCAAUACGGCAUGCGACCCGCUCUGAAUGUCCCAAACUAAAUUAACGCGAAAAAGAGAAAACAUAGUUAAACGUAAUAAUCACGCGUACGCGCGCGAUUACGAACGAUUACGUACAACCUCGAGUAUACAUACACUUUGACAAGUUGACAAUGAGAUAACAGAAAAGUACCAUAUAAUCGAUUGAAAUGCAGAAAAAGGAUAGACAGACACCCAUCAUCUUGAUUACAAUUGGAUACGUAGGAAACGAAAUAAGAUAGUUUUGCAGACUUUCGAGGACAAGGGACAGAUGCGAGAUAGGAAACUCCGACCCCGCGCUUUAAAUGUGAUUUCUUCUGCCUAUCCUUAGUUUCAUUGAUUAUAUUAUUAUUAUUAUUAUUAAUAUUUUAUUAUUAAUAUUAUUAUUAUUAUUAUUUCGUUUAAUAAACUGUCACGUGUUAAAAUAAAGGCAAAGGAGAGUUUCUCGACAUGUGUGAUGCUGAAUUAUUUUGUUUCUCUAUUUUCUGUUGAAAGGAUCAAGUUUAUUUCGGCCUUUUCCUUUUCUUUUAUCAUACAGUGAUCCCUCCUUUCGUCCAUUGUUUUUAAGAUGUAUCUUUAAGUGCUUUGCAUCAGUGAUCGUUAAUUUUCAAAAGACGAUUUCAUUUCGCGUUUUUCGAUUUGUAGAUUGAAAAUUUACAAAGAACAUCGAGCGAUGCGGAAUAAGAUAAUCUACGUCUCGUCCACGUGCAUUAAUGUUUUCAUAGAGAUAUUAAAUGUUGGAAGAUGGAACGCACGAUUAGGGCGACGAAGGUGUCUUUCGCGUCUCUGAAUUUAAUCUGCAUUAAUCCGUAAGUACACAGACACACACACAUAAUCUCUUUUCGUAAGAGUGCUCGAUUGCUACAAAUUAUUUUAAUUUUUUUUAUUUGAAGAAUACGAUGAUUGAUACAUUUUAAUUUAAACAGCGCAAAAAUUGUUAAUACCUCUCUUCUGAAAACUGUUGUUAAAAUAUAUUACUUAUAAAAAAUGGAAUAUUGUGUCUCUCCUCUCACGUACUUAUUCCCGCACACUCACGCGUACUUACGGAUUAUGAGGCACAAGUUACACGAAGGAAUGAAACGAUACGAGUGUUCAGAAAAUGAAUUUUAUUCUUAAUCGCGCUCUCAGCGCGUUUUCUUUUCGUGGAAUGGACGUGAACUUUCUCCUUAUUAUUAGAAUCUAUUUGUUUCUGAAUCUAAUUACUAAUCUAUUUGUUUUCUCCGUUAAUGCGGUAGAUUAGCGUAGUAAAAUGGAAUAUAGAUUUGUUUUUUUUUUUUUUUUUUUUAAUUUAACGAAAACAUGGGAACGGCACGCCCGUUGCAAUACAUUCUUUCCGUCUGUAACUUGUCGCUUCUUUGCUGGUAAAAGAAUUAAAGGAAAUCGUUUUCCCCCCUCGCUAAUCGUGCCGCGACUCUCCCUUUUGUCGUGCGCUAUUUCGUUUCCGUUGUACGCCGCUCGAAUCAUUUCAUCCUUCGCUGAUUCUCUGUCGCAAUCCUCUGUCUCUCGUUUCUUACAUUCGAUUACGAUAAAUUUCGCGAGACACUCGAGCGCACUCGGUUUCAGCGCGCCGCGCGAGCACUUCGCGGACAGAUGCCGUCCAAUUAUUCUUUCGUCGUGUAUACAUACAAAGGCAAGGGGGAUUCGUGCGUUACGACACACUAAAGUCAAAGAGAAUUUUUCAUCUAUCCUACGAUACGGAAAGGAGUGUUUCGAAGAACGGGGGAUGAAAGAAUUAACAAAGAAGAAGAAAAAAAAAUAUGUUCUGAAAAGCGAAGACACUCGCGGGACGAACCGAUUGACGAAGUUGUUCUUUGCUACUCGCGCGCGAUCAGUUCCUUCGAAUGACAACGAUCUUUUGGACGAAAAAGGGAUGAUAGUAGAGAGUACAUUCUUUUAGCAAUACUUGAGAAGCAAGGGAGGGAGGGGACACACGAAGUCUUUCGACACGGGAAACGAUAGGGUUAACGGAUGAUGUCGACGAGCGGAUGUCGAUCGUUUAACGCAAAUAAAUUUCGCAUUCCAAGCAAUAAUUUACAGUCCGCGUCAGUCGUGCCGCGUCUAGAUGUAAAAUGGAGAAAUAUCGACAUUCUCUCUUCGGGACAAAUUGCGUAGCGAGGACACACAUUUGCAUUAUUAGAAUGAUUUAAUAAGAGCAUAUAUAAGAUAGAGACUGUAUACUACGAUCUCGUAGCAAGAUCGAGAACUGUACGUAUUGUAUAUUCUUUUAAUUAAAUGUCCGUGCGCGGACAUUUAUAGCAACGAGAUCCAUCGGAUUAUACCAUCUUUGAGAAAAAGGCUUCGCAACCUCACUCUUUAUAUAUCGUUCUCUUUCGGUAAUAGUUAUUAUUACUAUACACUUCAAGUAUACAAGUUGUAAAUGAAUGUUUCUACAACCAGCAUACCUUGCGUAACCAGUAGUCGUUGAGAGAGAAAAAAACGAGGAAAUAAACAAAUAAAUAUAUAUACAUAUGCAUAUGUGUACGUAAACAUAUGUAUAUGUAUAUGCGUGCGCGCAUACGGAUGCAUGUGUACUACAUCUCUGUGUGUUACAACGCACUCUUAGGAGAAAGAAUGCGUGUGACGAGGAAGGCAACUGAUAAGAAGAACGCAUGUGCGUGUACGUAAGAGCGUAUGUUGCGUGAGAGAAAGAGAGAGAGAGAUAGGGAGUGAAAAAGAGAGUGAGAGGACACGUAUAAGCGAUAUAAGGAAAAACAAUAUAUUAAUUAUUGCGUGGUACGAACAGAACUGUGAUAUUUUAUUGUAUAAUUCUGCGGAAAAGAUGAGAGAGAAAUAUGAAGAGAAAUCUCUAAGGAGAAUAUACUAUUACGUGAGAAAGAGAGAGAGAGAAAGAAAGAGAGAAAGCAAGAGUGCCAGAGAGAGAAAGCGAGAGAGUGAGAGAGAGAGAGAGAAAGAGAGGUGAACAUUACUGUAUUUUACAAAAAAAGUGCAUCCUUAAAUGCAAUUAAAUGCAAUUAUGCGGGAACUGUACAUACACCUGGUGUCUCCUUAAAAAUUAAAAUAAGGUUUGACUUGACUUUUUGGUUGCGUAAAUAGUGCGUAAGGCGUACGAAAGAAAAGCAUUUUAUUGUUCGAUAAGAGACAAAUGAGAGAAAGCUCUGUCCAGUCGUUCUCGCGACUUUAUGUGAGGUAAUGCUCGGUGUUCUCGGGCCGCGCGACCGCGGCUCCCAUCGUCUGAUCGUUUCCUGUUUGUAAAGAUAUAUGUAUAAAAAAUAUAUAUAUACAUACAUACGUGUAUAAAUUAAAUGUUUCGUAAAAAAAAACGUAUGCACGGAGCCGGGCGAGCACAUCGCAGCGGCGACGACGACAACGACGACGACGACGACGACGAUAUAUCGAAUGAUCGCGGCAAAAGAAAGUGGAAGAGUAAUAAUUAGCAUAAGCGCAUUUUAUGUAGAACCGCCGAGCGAUGAACCAACUAAUCGUCAUCAUCUCCCGCGCCCUGCCACAUCUCUCGAUAUCUCCCUUCAAUCGUUUCGUAUUGAACUUUCCUUCCCUCCCUCUCGCUCAUUCGUGCUUAAUUAUGAUUUGCAGUAAGUUAUGCGAAAAUAAUGACGCCUUUAGCGAGACGCGAAGAUACGAGCGUGGCGAUUUGAAAUCGCGAGCGAUUAGAGGGAUGCAAAAGGCGGACGGAAGUGACUUUGCGAAUUAAGGCUUGCACAAUGUGCGAAGGAAGGGGGUGAGCAGAACAAUGCACGUCGCAGUUGCGCCAAGUUUCUUACUUUGCGAAAGCGAGAGAAAUCUUUUAUUGGCGAUGCGAUAGCUCCUUUGUUAAUGCUUCGCGUGGAUUCGGCUCGUAAUCUCGUCGCAAAUUUAGACGCAAACACAGCCGACCGAUUGUUUUCCGUUUAUCCAAUCAGGAUGGAUAUAUAUUUGUAACAACUGUGCGUAUGUGUGUAUGCGUGUGCGUACGUACAUAUAAUGUACACGAGAGUGUAUGAGAGAGAGAGAGAGAGAGAGAGAGAGAGACGGUCGGCCACGUUUGCGACGCUAAAUGUGCCUUUAGAAUACGAGCUUUUAUCCCACUGGUGGACGCACAAGUGUAAUGGAACACUGAUGAAAAUAUUUUCGAUAAACCCGCAAUUCCAGAUCGCAAAAGGGGGAUGCGACUAUCGGUUUUCACUGUAUCUUCCGUCGCUACGAAGCGAACUCCGGUUUUUCUAGUUGCAUCUUUUUCUGUACUUAAAAUGAAACAAGGAUGGACAACGUCCCUGUUUUUUGGAGAGAGAAAAAGAAGAAGGAAGAACAGAGAGGGCAAUAAUAAAUAGUACAGAGAAAGAAUAGAAAGACUAACUAAAAAAAAAAAUAGAUUGAUUCGUAGCGACAUUUUCAAAGAUUGCCGGAAGAUUUUGCAACACCCUGUACAUGACGUAAUGGGGGGGAAAAAAAAUAGUCAGAGAUAAUUUUCCGUAUUCCGCGUCGUAGCCACACGUUUCUAUCGUAUUAAUGGACACUACAGUGGACAUACUGCCCGCGAUUCAUCGUUUAACUCUUCGAGAGCGGUGAAUUGAAAUUCUUCCGAAAAUUAAACCAUCACACGAGGUCAAAACGAUCGAUUCAAACGCGUAGAUCGUCGCUCAGGUAUAAGCGACAUGCGUAAUGUUCAAAAAUUUGCCACUUCGACGGAGUCAAGAGAGCGAUCGAAAUUUUAAUAGCAAAGGAACGAAAACUGGAUGGCCCCACGUUUUCUUUUCCUUUCUCCCUUCACUUCUUCGCCCUGAAAAGUCUCACGUAGGUUCCGCGUUUAUAAAGUUCCUUUUAACGUGAGCACGUAUGUAUGAACGUGUGAUGUAGCGUGAUGGAGCUCGUUGCUUUGUGUUUGCAACGUGGAACUCGUACGUCGUUCGCGUUUACGUCUCACAUGGGUUCGAUCUUUUUUUUCGCGGUCGAAUCUCGAAAUUAAAUCGCAAAUGGCGAGGGUUUAAAAAAGUAAGUUUUAUAAAGAUAGGCAUAUCGCAGUUUCUUCUUUCGAAAAAAUAAAGAAAUGUUCUCUGAUCUAAGAAGUUUUUAAAAGCACGCAAUGAACUUAAAACAUUAAUAUUCAAAUAAUUAAUAAAUACAAGCGUCUCUACAAGGAAAGAACGGUUUUGCUUAAGUAUCUAAAAAUUUAGUUAGAUACAGAUCUGACAAUAAUUUUGUUGAGCCAUCAAAAUAAUUAUGUAAGACGUUCAAACAUAAUGAGCAAGACUGUAAAAUGUUUUGACAUUCUAACAAUUAAUUUGACUGUUUUAUACAAUUAUAAUAUUUUAAUGGCUCGACAAAAUUUAUCUUUAGAUCUGUAUCCGGCUGAGUUUUUAAACACUUUAGCAAAACCGUUCCUUCCAUACUUACUUACGACUAUCUCGAUUUACAAAUUUUCGAACGUAAGUCUGGCAUACCAUUGAUUAAAAAUUAAAUAAUAAAUUAUAACGAAGCUAAUUAAGUUACUCGUUGAUCAGUGAUCCAAAUAAAAUAUUAUUUUAAAUAUUAUUCUCUAUUGAUAUUAAAUAUCAUAUUCAGGGUAUUUUUAAGGAAAAAUAAAUAAUAUUGUUUUUUAAUCAUUUAUUGAAAUCUAUGUUUAAGCUCAAUAUUAAUUUUAUGAAAGCAAAUAUUAUAUGAAGAAUUAUAUUAAAAAGAUUUGUGUAUUAGCAUUUCCUAAACAGAGCUCUAUAAUCUUUUUUAGUAAUGAAAUAAUUAUUUCGCAUAAAUGAUUUCGUACUAUUAAGUAAGUGCUAUUCGACUUACGAUCAAUUUGAUUUACAUCCCAAAUCUCGGAACGUAAGUUUGUCGUAAGUAAAGGGAUACCCGUAUAUUUUAUAUACACCUUGAAAGUAAAAUAGCGCGCAUUUUAACAUUUAUUGCUAGCACAGCGAUUGGUAGUCAGAUAUUUCGUUCUCGUAAUGCAACAAAUUUGGUGCAACGUGAUGCUAAGCUCUUCCCAGAAUAUCUUAGAUUUAAAUACAUUAUAAUCUCUCGCAUCUAUUUUCAAGCUACGAGCUAGAACAGCUUUCCAAUUCCGAGGAGUAAUUAAAUUAAUCUUGCGAACGAUUGACGGCAGAUAUUCAGCGAUUGCGAUUGCGCUUACGGACGUGGGGAAAGGAUCCGAAGGAUGCGUAUCACGGUGUACAAUUUUUGCGCUAUUCGAAUAAUGAACUUGAAAAUUGGACGAACUCUCGCAAAGUCCGCGAAAUUAGAAACCUGUCCGCUUUGAGCUUUCCUGAAAAACGUUUCGCGAUUCUGCGCGCGAGAAAGAGGGAGAGAGAGAGAGAGAGAGAAUGAAAGGGAGAGAUAAAUUCUCGUCUCGCACAUUUAGCGCCACAAACACACAGUCGUCUAUCCCUAAGGCUGCGUUUGGAGAGCGCACUAUUGAUACUAUUCCGUCAUUCUAUCUUUAUCGGUCGUUAGACGUAGAAUAAGGAUGGAAUGAUACAACAGCACUCUACGCGAACGCAGCCUAAGCUUCGAGGCGACGUGUCACGAUCGAUCUGUAAAUAGAGGCUCCGAAUUGCGACGUCGCAAUUAAGUGAUAAAAUUUACUGUUAGGUAUAUAAGUGCGGCUAAAGUACGAAUCGAGGAGCACACGACCAACGAGGAAAGGAUUGUCGAAACGCUUAGCUCCGUUUUGUAAAUCGUCGUUGCCGAUCUGAUCUUUGCGUCGACGAUGUGUUACGCGUGCGAGAGAUCUACCUGUUACUUUAUAAUAUUAAAGAGCGAGAGAAAGAGAGAGAAAAAGAGAAAGAAAAUGUGUGUGAGAGAGAGAGAGAGAGGCAGCCCCCUCGUCCCUCGCAGAAUUUGUCCGGAAUGAUAUGUCUAGAUAUAAUUCGUCGUCGGAAACGACGAUCCGAUUUUCAAGAAUUUUACGACCAGUCUUCUCGCGAGUCUACGUCCCGCGCACAGCUCUGUAAAGCAACAAAUACACACACACACACACACACACACACACAUACACACCCACACGGACACGCCCGCCCCACAAACAUCGAAACACACUAAUUGUUCGUCCUUUUUAACAAAUAUAACAGAACUUACGUCUUA
Solenopsis invicta (red fire ant) is the source of this 14339-nucleotide messenger RNA. Its product is annotated as zinc finger protein rotund. Lineage: Eukaryota; Metazoa; Arthropoda; Insecta; Hymenoptera; Formicidae. The coding region runs from base 2004 to 4040 and encodes 678 amino acids. The record is from RefSeq and is a predicted model, not a curated record. The transcript is spliced from 6 exons.